AUCGUGAACAGCCAUGAAAAGGUAUGGAUCCGGCAGAUGCCUCGCACAUCAAGACAACGAUGCACGACGCUGCGAUAGCCCAGUUCUCCGAGAUCGAAUGGGCAGCUGCCUUGAUCAACGACCCUCAAUGGACCCCGACGCAAACCGCAUCGCGACGCGUAAAGUCUACUCGCGAAGACUCGUUCAUCGCUGAGACACUUGACACCGAGCGCACGAUACGAAGCUGCUUGACGUUGAAACCAACCAAAGAGGAUGAGGGCGAUCUGGCAUACAAGGAGAUUGUAACCUUGAUGGACUUGGGUGAUGGGUUGAAUGGACAUCCUAAGAUCUUGCAUGGUGGUUUUGCCGCUACCAUGUUAGAUGAAGUGUGCGGGAUACUAAUCGGGUUAACCCAGGAGAUCAAGGUGCGGCGAUUGAGGGAGCGCGGCAUGCUGAAUGCAAACACAUCGUUGACUUGCUUUACUGCUUAUCUAAACACAAGUUACAAAAAGCCGAUUCCUGCUCCUGGUCCCGUCCUGUGUAGGGCACGAUUUGAACGAAUUGAUGGCAGGAAGCAGUAUAUUCGCGCAACCAUCGAGGAUGGGGCCGGAACUGUGUACACCGUGGGAGAUGCCAUGUUCGUGGAGGUCAAAGCAAAGCUUUAAGAAGUUAUUGGCACAUGCAAAAGGCUCAUUCAAAUUAAAUGAAUCCAGCAAGGUAAAGGGACCACAAGUAAUCACAGACUGUGAAGAUCUAGACCAGCGAGCACUAUAUUCGCAUCGAGACAAAGACAUCUUGCAUAGUUGGCUCCGCUUCACAAGCUAAAAAUAUGAGGCGAUUGUGUUAGACACAUGGGCUUAGACAUGGCUUGACGAGUAGAAGCAAGAAGCAUAUACUCAUGUAGAACAAUUAAAUGACACCAACCUAUAGUCGCGUCC
Dothidotthia symphoricarpi CBS 119687 is the source of this 917-nucleotide messenger RNA. RefSeq lists its product as uncharacterized. The transcript is spliced from 3 exons. NCBI's taxonomy places the organism in Eukaryota, Fungi, Ascomycota, Dothideomycetes, Pleosporales, Dothidotthiaceae. The coding region runs from base 24 to 644 and encodes 206 amino acids. The record is from RefSeq and is a predicted model, not a curated record.